This is a messenger RNA of Symbiodinium natans, 1647 nucleotides long. The record is from the annotation of a GenBank genome assembly. Lineage: Eukaryota; Dinophyceae; Suessiales; Symbiodiniaceae.
AUGUGCGAGAAGGAGGGUUCCGUUUGCUCUGGCGGCGAUACCUUCUUCGGCAAGUCCGUGACUGCAGAGGAUGGCUCUUUGUGGCUCUGGAACGAAUCCAAGGGGCUCUUCUUGCCAUUGUUGCAUCCACAGACAAAAGUUCCGAUGUUUGAGAAGGUGUGUUGGGAAUGCAUUUGUGAUGUCAUGGUAGUGGGCAGGAAGGCCCCCAAUGUCUCCGACGUGUCUGAGACCAGCAUUGAAGCAGGUGAGACGAUUUCGGCUUUGCCUGUGUCAGAGCAACCUGGUUGGUUGAUGGAUGCUGACAGCAGGUUGUAUUUUGCCCAACACAACCCAUGCACCGGUGUCUUCCUUUGGAAAGAGAAACCCACGCCAUGCUGGCCAGAUGAUGCUUCGUUGGUGCGACAAGCCCAUGAAAUCCAGCAGCUGGCCGGUGGCUUCAGUGGUGCCAGGUUCCUCCAUGAGCAAGUGACGGCAGACCGUUGGGGAGUGACAUUGGCGAGUCUGGAGAGCUUCUUUACGACCGUGGAAGAGAAACACCGUUCCGGAGCUUUGCAGAAUGCUGGCAGGCCGUAUUAUGAGUCAAAGUUUCAGAGUAGCUCAAUUGGUCCGAACAUGUAUCAGGUGAAUGAGCAGGUCAUCGUGCCGGCCACGGCAGACCCUUUGCAGCCAUUCCCUGGUGUUAGUUGGGCACUGCAUGGAUCUCCUGCUGGGGCACGCGUGACUCAUUUUGUCACGCACGCCUGGGCAGAAGGUGUGUUUGAGUUUCGGCGCUUCCUGAUGCAGGCGUGGCCCCUGAAUGACGUGAAUGCUGCUGCCUACAUUUGCUUCCUGUCCAAUCCCCAAAACUUGGAUAUCGCUGCAAUGCUAGCCAGUGUCGAAACCUCACCUUUUCAUGUCGCCUUGCAGAACAUGCCAACUCAUGGCAGCAUGAUAAUGGUUGCAACAGAGAACACUCCAAUUCACACUCGCUUGUGGUGUGUUUUUGAAGCCCACAUGGCCUUGUGCCGGCAUAUUCCGAUCACCCUAGUUGGCUGUCCAGCGAACCUUGCUACUGACAGCUCUGCAGUCGUUGCCCAGUUUGAAGCCGAGUCCUUCGAUGCAUAUCUUGCCAACGAUGCAUAUUUGGAGGUUGCGGGUGCUGCUGGCGGUCUCAGGAAUGAUGCGCUUGACUCCUGCUGUCCUGCCUUGAAAAGGCGGCGCGAAGCCGCCCUGGCAGCGGAAGAGGAAAAGUGGCGUAAAAGCACUCCAGAACGGCUGCAUGCGCAACUAGUCACGGUUUGGGUCACGACCGUUACCAUGAGUGUCGGUAUGGUCAUUUUCGUUGUGUGGUGUGCAACAUGGUCGUAUGGUUAUUUUUGGACAUCAUUUAUGACCAAUGGUGGGAUUGCAUUUAUCUUCUUUCCGAUCUUACUGCUCUGCGCCGCUGGCUUUCGCACUUGCACAGUCAACAGACAAAUCGAGCUUCUGCAGUCGGCAGGCAGUGGCGGUUUCAUCGAUGUGCAAGAUGCGCAGUGUUCCUCACCUGAAGAUGAAGCUCGUAUUCGUGCCAGCAUUGCCGGCCAAGAGAGGCGAAUCAAUUCUCUCUUGGGAAGCCUUAUUCUGCGCCAGGGUCUUGGUUCCACAACAAGGACAGCGACGGAGCCAUGA